AUGUCUGAAUAAUAACACAAAUCAACGUCAUAGUUUGCGUUACUCAUUUCAAAUGCAGUUUUAGGGGCAUUUUUCUUUGGAUAUUCUGUGUCCUACAUGAAUCCAGCUAUUAAGACGGCAGAUACUCAAUUUGGCAUUACAAAUGAUAAAGAUCUCAUAAAUGGAUUGAUAAAUGCAUUUCCUGCUUUGGGAGCAGCAGCGGGAGCUAUAACAUCUGGCAAAAUAUAACAUUAAUUUGGUUUGAGAACAUCGUUUUUAUUUGCUGAUUUGAUUGGUGUUGCUGGAUUUCUUUUUUAAUUGCCCCUGAAUCUCGCAACUUUACUGAUUGGAAGAUUAGUGAUAGGAUAUGCAGUUGGUAUGAAUUCGUCUUUGGUGCCUCAAUACAUAAAGGAAUUUUCUCCUGAAUCUUUGUCAGGACCAUUUGGAGCUAUGUUUCAGAUGACAAUCAAUAUUGGUUGUUUGGUUGCUUUAAUAAUGGGAAUGUUCUUUAAUGCAGAUGGAGAGAGUCUUGAUUAUUUCAGAUUUGUCGUUGUAUUCCCAAUGAUCAUUUGUGCAUUAAGGAUUUUCUUUUUGGCAUUUGCUUUUUAGGACAAUCCCCCAUCCUAUUAUAUUUAUAGAAACUAGUACAAAGCGGCCAAAGCAGUAAUCAGAAAUUACUAUAAACGAAGAUUCGCUGACUAAAUUUUCGAUGAAUUGAAAUAAUAAAUUGAGGCAAAACAAUCUGAAGCAUAGGAUAGCAAAACCCAAGACUCAGCUUCAUAUAAAAGUCGCUUGAUUGUAGGUUGCACUCUUUAGAUUAUUCAAUAAUUUAGUGGAAUUAAUGCAGUGCUUAUUUAUUCUUCUGGUUUAUUCAUUAAUAUAACUGGAGGCAACAAUGAAUUAAAAAAUUGGCUCAACAUAGCAGUUGGUCUUGUUAAUUUGGUAUUUAGUAUGAUUGCUAUCCCGCUUUUAAACAACUUUGGAAGAAGACCACUUUUGUUGUUGGGAACUUCUGCUUGUACAUUGUUUUUAGGAUUUAUCAGUUUAUUUUCUUUCUUUUUGCCGAGUGAAGACGAUUACGAAGUCACCACAUCAGCGAUCAUGGUGAUUAUAUUUAUGUUCUUAUAUUUGGCUGCAUUUUAAUUAUCCUUAGGACCAGUCGUGUGGAUUUACGAUGCUGAUGUAUUAGAUGAGAAGGGAAUGUCGAUUGCUGUUCUGUGCAAUUGGUUGGGCUGUGCCAUAGUUGCAUAAUUCUUUGGAUUUAUCAAUAAUCAUGGAGGAAUGCAAACCAGUUUUGGAUUAUUCUUUGUUUUCUGUUUGUUGGGGACUAUCUAUAUCUAUUUCUAGGUAAAAGAGACGAAGGGCAAGAAUCCUAAAGAUAUUGAUUAAAUGUUCAUGUUGGGAAAGGUGGAUUUGGAUGAUUGA
Messenger RNA from Paramecium tetraurelia, 1404 nucleotides. RefSeq lists its product as uncharacterized. The transcript has 7 exons. The record is from RefSeq and is a predicted model, not a curated record. Gene Ontology annotation, biological process: transmembrane transport. NCBI's taxonomy places the organism in Eukaryota, Ciliophora, Oligohymenophorea, Peniculida, Parameciidae. Gene Ontology annotation, molecular function: myo-inositol:proton symporter activity. Gene Ontology annotation, cellular component: membrane.